This is a messenger RNA of Linnemannia hyalina, 1317 nucleotides long. The record is from the annotation of a GenBank genome assembly. NCBI's taxonomy places the organism in Eukaryota, Fungi, Mortierellomycota, Mortierellomycetes, Mortierellales, Mortierellaceae.
AUGGCUGAUCAGCACGCCGCAGAGGUUGCCCAGCCUCAUCUCAAGUCCAGGCAGGCAUCCAGCGCAUCCUCCAUCUCGUUCGCAUCCGAAUCUUCCCUCGGCGACAAGCCAGAAUGGUUCACCAAGGACACUUCAGUUCAAUACCAAAAGACUUUAGCCGAGGUAGACCCUGCCGUCGACACGCCCAGAACUCUGACGAUUCUCGGGGCAAUGCUCUUGAGUCUUGUCUAUGUGGCCAUGACUCCCGAGCUCGACGACACCAUGACCAACGUCAAGAUCGGAGUGGUGGCUUCCAUUGGUGUCUUCUGCGUUUUCGGGAUGCUCCAGUUCCGCGACAGUCUGUUGUUGAGACCCCACCCUGCACUCUGGAGAGUUGUUUUGUCCUUGGGAGUCGUCUACCAGCUCUUCCUCGUCUUUUUGUUGUUCCAGAACAAGCACGAUGCUAGACGUUUCUUCACAUAUCUCGACCCUUCUCUCGGUGUCCCUUUGCCUGAAAAGUCUUACGGUGAUUCCUGUGAGCUCACUUACGAUAAUGUCGUGAGCCAAGUCUUUGACGAGUUCGUGUUGGCUCAUGCCCUUGGCUGGUUUUGCAAGGCUCUGAUCUUGCGCGACUACACCUUCUGCUGGAUCCUGUCGGUGAUGUUUGAGGUCAUGGAGUACUCGCUCUCUCACCAAUUGAACAACUUUGACGAGUGCUGGUGGGAUCACUGGAUCUUGGAUGUUCUCAUCUGCAACUGGCUGGGUAUGUACCUUGGUGUCAAGACCUGCGAGUACUUUGAGAUGAAGCAGUACUCAUGGCAGGGACUGGCCGAGAUCCCUACUCUCCGUGGAAAGAUGAAGAGAUCCAUCGCCCAGUUCACCCCCAAGUCAUGGACCAAGUUUGAGUGGGACAUGACCAAGAGCUUCAAGAGCUACUGCACCGUUCUCUUUAUCCUCGCCAUGUUUUUGAUUUGCGAGUUGGACGCGUUCUACCUCAAGACUCUUCUUUGGAUCCCCCCAGCACACUCUAUCAAUGUGAUCCGCAUCUUGUUAUACUUUAUGUUUGGUAUCCCUGGUGUGCGCGAGGCAUACCAGUAUUUCCAUGAUGUCAACUGCAAGCGCAUUGGACCUCAGGCGUGGUUGUUGAUUGGCAGCAUUGCUACCGAGGUACUGAUUGUGUGCAAGUUUGGUCAGGACGAGUUCCCCAACCCUGCGCCCAAGGAGGUCGUUUACUUUUGGGCUGCCUUCUUGUCACUCUUGACUGCAUUCCCCAUUUACCAGUUCUUCCUCCUGCCCAAGCUCCAAGGCAAUAGCAAAGGCAAGCUUAAAGCUCAAUAG